AUGUCUAUAGAGUAUUCACGUUAUUAUGAUAGCAAUGUUGUGCAAUCAAGCGAACACCACCCAAAUGGCGAGAAAGUGAUCCUACAGAUAAAGAUCUCUAGCAUGGUCGAAAUCCACCGCCAUGAUAGUGAUAAUGAUCCAACAGUGACUAUUGAAGAAAUAGGUGAAAGAAAUUAUUUGAUCAAUCUCUCCGAUGUCAAGCUGUUCUCGGAAAGAAUGGUGAAUACGCUGUAUUUCUCCUGUCAGUUAAGACUUUUGGGUGUCCCCAGAGAUGAGCAUCAACCUAUCAUUGCAAAAUUAUACCAGGUGGCUGACGAGGCCGUCUCCCCCGAGUACCCUAUUGUUGUUACCAUCAGAGUUAUAUCUAAGCGGCGUAGCUUGGACUCUCAGACCCCGUCGUGUGCAAUUUGUUUGGAGAAUUUUGCUGACGAAGAAGACGUCGAUCAACCCUUGAUUACUCAUAUGCCCUGCGCACACCGUUAUCAUCAACAUUGCAUUGUCCCUUGGCUGGCAAUCAACCCCUUGUGUCCUUUGUGUCGACAAAACCCUAAUUAA
Messenger RNA from Rosa chinensis, 555 nucleotides. Its product is annotated as RING-H2 finger protein ATL66. The record is from RefSeq and is a predicted model, not a curated record. Gene Ontology annotation, molecular function: ubiquitin protein ligase activity. NCBI's taxonomy places the organism in Eukaryota, Viridiplantae, Streptophyta, Magnoliopsida, Rosales, Rosaceae. Bases 1 to 555 code for a protein of 184 amino acids. The transcript has a single exon. Gene Ontology annotation, biological process: ubiquitin-dependent protein catabolic process.